AUGGCGCCUCCGCAGAUGUCUGAAGAAUGGAACACAUUCGCCGCAACGAACCCUAAAUACAUCAACCACAAUGAAGACUUGGCAUCUAUCCGAAAAAGCAUUAAUCAGCAGAGCUUGGAUAACAUUGCUCUGUUGAAGGAGCCAGCAAUGGCUGCCCUUGCCAGCGUCAAGACCGAAGACGCUGUAAUUACUCUUCCACAUGCGCCGAACCACAAGUUUGCGAUCCGAGUAUAUUCGCCUGGAAACAAGAGUUCAGCGCCACUUCCCAUCAUGCUUUACUUCCAUAAUGGAUAUUGGGCCACUGGCAACGUGGAUGGCGACGAUUUGGGUUGUCGGGCCAUGAUUGGACACGGAAACGAUCUCAUCAUUAUCUCUUUCGAAUAUCGUCUUGCUCCAGAGAACUCAUGGGACACCAUUCUGUCGGAUGCGGAAAACGCACUUGUAUGGAUUAACCAGAAUGCGUCUACCUAUGGAGGCGACAUCCACAAGGGGCUGUAUAUCGGCGGUGCUACUGCAGGCGCUCACUUGGCUGCUGCAGUGGCUGUCCGCGCGCGUGACCGACAUGCUUCCAUAAAGCUUUCCGGCCAGUGCUUAAUCGUCCCAACGGUUCUUGUAUACUCUGGCUCCAAGUCAGUACCAUCUGGGUGGGCCGAAAAGGUUGUAUCCCACCAGGAGAACGCUGAUGCACCUGUCUUUGGUGAAAAUGAAUGGCAAAAGUACCUAUCCCUACUGAAUGUGCCCGAAAGCGAAAGGGAAAAGGGAGAUAAUUUUCCUGUCUGGGCAGAUUUGAAGGGGCUUCCUAGGACAUAUCUUGCUAUGGACGGCCCAGACCCAAUUAGAGACGAAGGCUACUUAUACGAGGCAAUGCUCCGUAAGGCUGGCGUGCAGACUCGAACCGACCACUAUGAACUACCCAAUUGGUUUGUUCAAUUUCCACAACUGCCAACAACCGCCCGAGCCGGAAUGGAGCUCGCAACAGGCGUACGGUGGUUACUGGAAGCUGGCAAGUACACCUUGUAA
Molecule: messenger RNA, 1020 nt
Organism: Trichoderma gamsii
Lineage: Eukaryota; Fungi; Ascomycota; Sordariomycetes; Hypocreales; Hypocreaceae
Exons: 3
Coding region: 1-1020 (339 amino acids)
Molecular function (GO): hydrolase activity
Source: RefSeq, a predicted model, not a curated record